Messenger RNA from Phlebotomus papatasi, 1296 nucleotides. Its product is annotated as cathepsin O-like. Lineage: Eukaryota; Metazoa; Arthropoda; Insecta; Diptera; Psychodidae. The record is from RefSeq and is a predicted model, not a curated record. Gene Ontology annotation, molecular function: cysteine-type endopeptidase activity. The transcript is spliced from 3 exons. Gene Ontology annotation, cellular component: lysosome. The coding region runs from base 227 to 1249 and encodes 340 amino acids.
AUGGAUUGCAAAAUAGAAUGAAAUUGAUAAUGAGAUCUUUGGGAGAAAUUAGCUCCUAAUAGUUUGAACAGUAACUGCCCUUUCUCUCACAUUUGCUUUUCUGAGAGAGGAAGAUCACAUCAGAGAUCUUUUUGGGGGAAGUUCUUUGUAGUUCAAAAACUCUAUUGACCAGUGCUACUGAUUCUCUGGAGGAUUUCUUCUGCCCAUUAAUUUACAAAAAAAAACAAUGGAAACGGGAAAAUUUCUUGCGAUUUUCGCCGGAAUUCUGUGUCUUUUUCUCAUUGUGCCCCUUCACAUGAAUCCUCCAUCAUCCCUCGAAGGACAAUUUGAGCGUUUUGUCUCUGACUUCAAUCGUCCCUAUCGAUAUCAUCCGGAAGCCUAUGAAAGUCGUUUUUUAGUAUUUGAGAAAUCAAUGGUCAGACUGAAAACAAUGAAUGAAACCCAUUGGAAAAAUCCCAAUAGUGCUAAAUAUGGAGUGACAAAUUUCACUGAUCUCACCAUCGAGGAAUUUCAGAGGAAUCAUUUGGGCUACCGUGAACAAAAAACACAAAAUAUCACAGGAAGAAAUUUCUCCAGAAUCAAUCAUAAGGAUCUUCCUAAAUUUACCGAUUGGCGCUCUUUGAAUUACGUUACUGAAAUAAAAAAUCAAGGAUCUUGUGGUGCUUGCUGGGCUUACAGUGUUCUUGGUGUCGUUGAAACAAUGGUGGCUAAAACCCGACAAAAAAUAGCUCAAGAUUUGAGCAUUCAGCAAAUUUUUGAUUGCUUCGACAGUCAGUAUUUUGGUUGCCACGGAGGGGAUUUCGUGGAACUCCUUCAGUGGAUAAUCGACGAACAUGUAGCCCUCCAGCAGGAUGCCACCUACAUCAAAACAUCCACGAGUAAUUGCAGUUUUACUGCGAAAACCGGCGUUAAAGUUCGAGACUUUAGUUGCAGCAAUUUUGUGGGCAAUGAAGAUGAAAUGCUCAAACUUUUGGCCUUCCAUGGACCCAUUGUGGCUGCUAUAAAUGGCUUAACAUGGCAAAAUUAUCUCGGUGGAAUUAUACAGUAUCAUUGUGAUGGUGAUAUCACUAAACUCAAUCACGUGGUUGAGAUUGUUGGCUACAAUCUCAACCAUGACAUCCCACACUACAUCGUCCGAAAUUCCUGGGGCAGGAAUUUCGGUGAGGAUGGCUACGUUAGAAUAGCCAUUGGAAAGAAUCUGUGUGGGAUAGCUCAACGAGUAGCGGUAAUUGACAUUGAAGAUGUUUGAGAAUUGUACAUUUAAUAAAUAAAAAUAAAUAUUUAGUUGUUGCAGAA